AUGAAAAGAUUACUGUCCGCUUUUAAGCGGCCAGACAAAGAAGAAAGGGAAUCUAUACUGGAAGGAUCUGAAUCAGGGAAAUAUCAAAAGUACAUCAGUAUUAACAGCGAUGCAUCUGGAUCAAGUACUUCUUCUGAAGAGUCCUCUACAGUCACCUGUCCAACCUGCAGAGGGAUAGGGAGGAUUCCCCGAGGCCAAGAAAAGGAGUUAGUAGCUUUGAUUCCAUACAGUGACCAGAGGCUACAACCACGGAGAACGAAGUUAUAUGUGACCUUGGCUGUCUGCAUCUGUCUGCUGAUAUUUUUCCUUGUUGUAUUGUUCCUGUAUCCACGUUCUGUCACUCUGGAUCAUGCAGGGGUGAAUUCAUCAUUUGUUACCCACGAUGCUUCCAGUUCAACUGUGAACCUCGAAACCACGAAUAAACUGAAUAUAAGUAAUAGAAACAUGUUUGGGAUAACAGUUCUGAACCUCAACGUUGAGCUUCUACACAUGUCUGCUGUAGUCGGUACUCUCAACCUGAAAGAAAAUAAAAUGGUUGGCCCCCACUGGUAAACAACCAGAUAUUAUAUACUGUGAAGAGUACAAUCCAAGACACAAACACAUUUAAGGUCUGCACCUGGGAACAGAUCAAAGUCCACAACAUUCUGCUUAUUGUACAAGGUUCUCUGAAAUUCUCAUACCUUGGUCAUGUGGAACAGAUACAAUUUUCUGGAAAUGAGUACCUAGACUGUAAAAGCAAUACCACAAUGCCCCACUAA
Messenger RNA from Staurois parvus, 758 nucleotides. The record is from the annotation of a GenBank genome assembly. Lineage: Eukaryota; Metazoa; Chordata; Amphibia; Anura; Ranidae.